Drosophila gunungcola (fruit fly) is the source of this 975-nucleotide messenger RNA. RefSeq names its product enoyl-CoA delta isomerase 2 (gene Dci). NCBI's taxonomy places the organism in Eukaryota, Metazoa, Arthropoda, Insecta, Diptera, Drosophilidae. Bases 118 to 906 code for a protein of 262 amino acids. The record is from RefSeq and is a predicted model, not a curated record. The transcript has 2 exons.
UAGGAGUGCCCCUAAUCGAUUGGAUUAAACAACAAUAAACACCGACAAUCAAGAGUUAGUUAAAUGAAAGUCUGAUUGGACUUUGCAUUUCAUUCUUUCCGGAGCUCUGUGAUCGCGAUGUCGUACCAAGGAUACCAGCAGCUGCUUGUGGAGCAGCAAGGCAAGCUGCUCGUGGUGAAGUUCAACAAUCCGAAGAAGAAGAACGCCAUCAACAGGUUCACCUACCAGGAGAUGACCCGGGUCUUGACCGAGGUCAACGAUGAUGAAAGCGUUAGCCUGGUGGUCUUCACCGGAGUUGGCGAUAUCUUUACGGCCGGAAAUGACUUGACACAAUCUGCAAACAGCGAUGAUCUCGAUGCCUUCUUCAAACAGUCGAAUGCGACAUUUAAGGCCAUGGUCUUGAGUUUUGUGAACUGUAGGAAGAUAGUGUUUGCUUUGGUCAACGGACCGGCAAUUGGAAUUGGAGCCACCAUUGUGGGAUUGAGCGAUGUGGCCUGGUGCUCAGAAACGGCCUAUUUUCACACCCCUUUCACCAAGUUGGGUCUUGUGCCCGAAGGUGGUUCCUCCUAUAUGCUGCCCUUAAUCUUGGGCCGAUCCAAGGCCUCGGAAACGCUGCUACUAAGCGAACCCCUUUCCGCCCAGGAGGCCUAUCAGUUCAACUUUGUUUCGCGUAUUUUCAAGGCCAGCCAAUUGGAUUCUGUAGUCUGGCCCAAGUUGCGUCAGUAUUCCGAGUUACCCCAAAACUCUCUGCUACAAGGAAAACGCCUCGUCAAGGAGGGAUUCCUGGAGAAUCUCCUUAAGGCCAACGAAGCCGAGUGCAAACAACUGCUACUGCAGUUUCAACAUUCCGAAUUCGCCCAGGCCAUCAUGGAUUUCGCCAGCCGUAAAAUCAAAUCCAAGUUGUGAUUAGUUGUUUAGUUAUAUUAGGCUUGUCGAAAUAUAGCUAGUAUGUUUGUUUAAAAAGAGAUCAACAAA